This is a messenger RNA of Alternaria burnsii, 1131 nucleotides long. RefSeq lists its product as uncharacterized. NCBI's taxonomy places the organism in Eukaryota, Fungi, Ascomycota, Dothideomycetes, Pleosporales, Pleosporaceae. The coding region runs from base 1 to 1131 and encodes 376 amino acids. The transcript has 3 exons. The record is from RefSeq and is a predicted model, not a curated record.
AUGGCCAUCACAAACACCACCAGCACCGUCCAGGCCAUCUUCUCCCUCCAUGUCGUUACAGCAGGAAGUGCCAUCAUCCUUCUCCUGGUGGCCCUUGCUUUGUUCGGUCGUCAGCUUGCUGGUGGACCAGGCCGCCCACGAAGAUUUAUGAAAUUUACCAGGUCAACCGAGAAGAGGCACAGCUCUAUGGGAACUCAAAUUUUCCUCAUCACCGGUCUCUUCACCCUAAUGAUCGCCUACGCAACACAAUCCUCCAUCGUUGCCCUUCAAUCCCGUCUGAACUCACCCUUCUACAUCACAUCCGCAUACUCCUACCCCCAGUACACUGCGCCAUUCGGCAACAAUGACUCCAUCAAAUAUGGGAAAAUCAUCUCCAUCCUUUCCUUCCUCUACCAAUGCGCCAUGAUCAUCAUGAAUGCGUGCAUCGUAGGCGCCAUCUGGAUCCACGCCAACCACGUCCAGAACAACGGUACCGGUAUCAAGGAACCUGGUUUCCUAUCUUGGGUUUGGAACGGGUUCUGGAUCUUGGCUCUCCUUGCUCUUGGAUUCGCGAGUUGGGCUGUUGGUCUUGCAAGGCGUGGUAGCGGUAACAGUGCGCUUGCGUACCCCAGUUUGAUUCGCAGUGACUAUGUUGUCCGAACAUUGUACGUUACCUACGUCGCUGUUGUUAUUGCGGCUUCGACUAGUGCGACGCUUGAGGCAGUGCUGUGCUGGCUUGGUAUCAGGAAGAAUGGCGUCACUGGUAACCGCUCCAAGUCAGCUCUUACCCGCUUCGUCUUCCUCGUAACGCCUCUUGUUUGGGCCCGCAACGCCUUCUCCAUUGCGCAGCUGGUACUCAUCUACAAGAACGUGAAUAGCUAUUCGCGCACUACCAACCAGGCUCUCGCUUUUCUCUUCAUCAUCUUCGGCGAGCUGUGCGAUCUUGGCAUCCUCGCUUUGGUACUUCUGGGCGCCUGGAGCUUUGGCCGCAAGGGCGAGCAAAGGCCCGAGGUUGUCAAAGAUGCGCGUUACAGCGAGAGCAUGAGGGACAGCUCUUAUGCGGGCAACCGCGGAAGUACUUACCUCGACGGACCUGCCGGACCUACUUUUGAGGAGGGUAGAGGUCCCACCUAUGUUCCCCACGUCAACUAG